GAAGAGUGUCUACUAGUUUGACAAAAUCUAUUGAUUUUUGACAAGAUAUUGUACAGAGCAAUGAAAUAGUGUGUCUAGGCUCGCUGUGUUAGAUCGGAUGAUUAUUAUAUUGUAACCAUACUAUAUUGGAAUUAUCACUCAUUUAAAUGCUUGAUGAAGGACCUGCAUUGGUUUACAUUGAUCAUGUCAAUGCCAAAACCACUUGAAGGUCAAAAUAAGGAUCCACCACAAUUUUUGAAUUGACCAAAGAUUCGUUGAAUUCUUCUGUAACUAGCUGGGAGUGACAUGAUGAUACAGGUUGCCAAAGGUGAUUUGGAAUUUCAUAUGCCCCAAAAUAUCAGGAAGGCAGUUACACUGUUUGUAGUUGAACAAAAUUUAGGAAACUUAGAGACACUGCUUAGAUGAUGGUUUACUCUAGGAAAUAAGCAGUAAGUGGAAAAGAAAUUAGGAAUUAUCAAAUGAAGGAACUUUUGGAUUACUUGAUAUAGAUUAUUUAAAGGUAAAAGAUAAAGAAAAUAAUUGUUACAGUAAUUAAAUUCUUUGAUAUGGACUUUCAGAACCAGUGAUGUUUUAUGAUUUAAGAAGUAAUGGAUUAAUAUUUCCAUUAUCCAUGAUUUAACUGUAAAUUUUGUGAAGUAUGCAACAAAUGAAAAUAGCAUUGUGAGCAUUAUGAUAAAGGAAACAAUGUGUUAACAUAAUGAAAUAAGCAGUAUAAAUGAUAACUGAGGAAUAUAAUCAUAUUAUAUUUACUAGUGGAAAUAGUGGACAAUCACACUGAGCAGGAUAUGAAAUAAGCAGUAAUUUUAAAUGGAUGUAAUAACUGCAAUAUAUGUGUUGAUUUUAUAAGUUACAUGCUGUAUAUGAAAUAAGCAGUAAUACUGAAAUAAGCAGUAAUACUAAAGUUAGCAGUAAUUGAUAAUGAAUAAAUAACAAAUUGUGUGAAUUUUAUUAAAUAGAAGCAGUAUUUGAAAUAAGCAGUAAUUCAUAAUGGAUGAAAUAACUAUGUGUUGAUUUAAUAAAUUUGAAGCAGUAGAUGAAAUAAGCAGUGAAAGCAGGAAAUAAGAAGGAGAUGGGAAAUAAGUUAUGUGCACCUUUACUCUCCAAAAAGGCCAGCCAUCCUCAGCACAACCAGCCAUGGCAUACACGCAAAGACUCGAACCUUCUCAGGUUGUGGGCGGAGAUAUUCCACGUGGUGGGUCAUGGAGACUUUAUGCAGUGGAAGCGUGUAUCUGAGGAUGUCGUGCCCAUCAAUAUCACUUGUGUGGAGGACACGCCCAAAACCCUUUUCCAGGUCACAGCUUACAAUAGACAUGUUGAAAAGAUCUUUGAUGUCAGAAUUGUUCAACCAGGUACCAUUCUAUGCCCAGCAACAGAUUGUUUUGUACACUGGAGAGACCCUCCAAACAACAGUGAGUGGGGACUGAACUUUACAUCCCCACAAGAUGCCAAAAGAUUCAGAGACUGCUGUUCG
Messenger RNA from Ruditapes philippinarum (Manila clam), 1471 nucleotides. RefSeq names its product protein still life, isoform SIF type 1-like. NCBI's taxonomy places the organism in Eukaryota, Metazoa, Mollusca, Bivalvia, Venerida, Veneridae. The transcript is spliced from 5 exons. The annotation marks the transcript as partial. The record is from RefSeq and is a predicted model, not a curated record.